AUGGACGAGGACGUAGAGCUGAAGGCGGAAAUUAACGUGAAGCGAGAGAUGGUUGGGGCGAUAAUUGGGCGUGGGGGCAGCACGGUCACCCGCAUUCGCUCGAAUUCAGGGGCGCACGUGCACAUUCGGGAGGCGUCGAUGGGAGAAAAUGAGCAGACGGUAGAACUGAGAGGAAACAGGCGCCAGGUGCGCCUUGCAGCAGAUGAAGUCAAAGAUGUUUUGAUGAAGGAGGAUGAAGAGUAUGGCAGAGACAAUGGCGACAUAGCAAAUGCGAGCAUCGUUGCCUGUAUCCCACCAGAGAUGGUUGGAUGCCUGAUUGGCAAGGGAGGCCAGAAUGUGAAAAAUAUUAGGGCAACAACGGGGGCCCAAGUCAGGGUGGACUCUCUGCAGGAGGGUGAAAAUGUGCAGGCUGUGAACAUCUAUGGUUCCAUUGAUCAAGUGGUCGAUGCUUUUCAGAAGGUUUCAGAGAUUCUCAGAGGUUUCGACCCCAGAAAGUCAAGGCUGCUGAGGAAUGCAGGCAGUCAGGGUGGUCCGGUGGGUGCCACUGAACUUUUGGGUGGCGCUAGUGGGACGCCCUCGAUGCCUGCCAACACCAACCUCAUGGGUGUGAGCCUUGGAGGGGGCGUUGUAGGGGCAGGGGGAGUGCUGACAGGCCUGGGAGACGUUGGUGCAGUCACUGCUGGCAUGGUGCAACCUGCGGGCAAUUCUGCGCAACAAGCCUUUGUCAUUCAAACCCCUACAGGUGGUGCGACACCGACCAUAUUGGUCCUCCAGCCUGAUGGAACUUUUGUUCCCGCUCCUGUCAUCUAUCAGACGCUCCCCACAGCCCAGAAUGGUGCCGGAGUUGGCAACAUUGUGCAACCAGAUAUUGGUGCUGUCAAUGCCACUGGCCUUCCUCCAUUUGGUACCCCUGGUGCAGUCCCGGGCAUGCCAACAGGCACAGGCACACUUCCUUGA
Molecule: messenger RNA, 957 nt
Organism: Ostreobium quekettii
Lineage: Eukaryota; Viridiplantae; Chlorophyta; Ulvophyceae; Bryopsidales; Ostreobiaceae
Source: the annotation of a GenBank genome assembly